Messenger RNA from Daphnia pulicaria, 2470 nucleotides. RefSeq lists its product as uncharacterized. The transcript is spliced from 7 exons. The coding region runs from base 270 to 2090 and encodes 606 amino acids. The record is from RefSeq and is a predicted model, not a curated record. Lineage: Eukaryota; Metazoa; Arthropoda; Branchiopoda; Diplostraca; Daphniidae.
UGAAAAUAAUAAUUUUUUAAAAUUAUAUUCGAAUAUGAAAAAAAUUAAAAUCUAGCGUGAAUUUCGAAUUUCUCAGAGUUCCCACUCAAGAGGGCGGUUGUUUAUUGUGGCGUAAUCGUCGAGAUGUCCCAGAGGCUCAAAUAAAAACGAAAAACACACGUGUUGAAAGUUUAUCUGAAGUCUAAAUUAAAUCCCUUCAGGUUUUCAGAUAGUUUUUGCCUAUUUAAAGAUUAUUACUUUGCGACUACAUUUUUAUUUCAUGAGAUUUCAUGCAGUACAACGGUUCAACGAGUUCCGUCAGGGCUGCCCAGAAGAGUCUUAUCUCUGAAGACAUUCUCUGGAUUUCACAGUCACACAACCUGACUAGCACUGGAGUUAUUCAACAUUCAGAAAUGUCUCUAUCCAGUGAACACAAGCUUGAACUUGAAACUCAUCAUUCAAGUACCAUAUUUUGUGAUAUGAUGUCACCCGAUGAAUGGAAGAGUUCCCUUCCUAUGGUUCUCCAACAAAAUGAUGCUUCAGGGGUUCCUUCACCAACAUCUCCAUCAAAUUCAAUUGAAAACCUUGUUUUGGAACUUGAAAACAGUAAUCAGGAUAUUGACAUGGGAAGUCCCUUUACACAAUGCUCUGAUAGUCUGCUGCUAAAAGUGCCUUUUUCUGAUAAAUAUGAAGAAGAAGAACUAGUGUGCAAUAUGGAUACUGAGGAUGUAAAUGACAUGCUUUUUGGUAUGUUGGGAACUGAAAAGGAGAUUGACUCUGAUACAGGGAAGCUGCCAUCUUCGACUGAAAAGCAGAGCCCUGUUUUAGUAGCAGAUGCGGUACAUACAAAUAAAGGAAUCGAAAAUAGGUUGACAUCCCCCGAUCCCCUUUCCAUUGGGCUGUUCGCUGAAGAUUCACUGACUGAUGCAAUGAUUCCUCAAACAAUUGUAGAGGCACCUACAACUACUCCUGAUUCACAACCGGAAGCGACAGAAGAUGUACCAAAACCCCCAAACGAUAGGAAGCAUUCUUCUCUUCCGUGCUUGACUAGCCGAUUAGCGGAAGUUAUCCACUGCAAUAGCCGAGACGAUGUCAGCAUACUACAAAAAGCUACUUCAACAAUAUCGACGUUACGUCAACAGGCAUGCGAUUUGAUGUCAACUUAUUCCCAGCUGAAGUUUCAAAACGAUGAAUUAAUGCAACAGCAAAAUCUGUUGCAGUCCGAACAAUCUUUGUGUGACUCGGAUGCAACUAUAUCCAAAGGUUGUCCUUUGACUAUUGAAGUUCUGAUCCCUUUCGGUGGUGCAAAAAAGGCCUUUGGUUCAGCACCCCUUUACCAUCAUAUUCCUAUAGAAGACGGCCAAAUACCAAUCACAUCCGGAGAAGAGUGUCCAACUGAGGAAAACGUCAUGGAUGAGCCUUACGAAGAACAAUAUGAUGCUCCUAUGGUUGUUAAUCCUACUUCAAAAAGUAAUCCCUGCCAAACUAAGAAACUUUGCUGCGAGUUGGGUUGCAUUUGUUCCAGUUUGCAGAAUGCCGGAAAGCUUCCCGUGGAACAUUGCAAAAAUCCUGACUGCAUGCUGGAACCCAAUUGCACCCAAUCUGGAGAUCCAUCGCAUACUCCCAAAACCGUCUUCUCUAUCAUAAAAGAUGGAAAAGUCAAACCAGCCGUCGUAGAGAAUAGUCUUGAGUCGAAUCCAAACGCGGAAGUAGUUUCAGUAAGAAAUAUUUCCAAAACCGAAAAAGUGCCAGUAUCUCGUUCCAGAAAAUCUGUGACCAAAAAGAAAUUAGCGUCAGUGAAAAGGACACGUAGCACAACUGUAAAGCCAAAAGAGAAUGAAGUGAUUCUACUUGAUGAUCCCAAAAUUGAUCCAAAGGAUCUAAAAAUUGACCCCAAGCAUAAAAAAUUGCUGAGAGAGUGUGAAGUGCGCCUGACAAGAAUAGACCCUAAGACACUUCAUCAAUUGGUUAACGGUUCGUCUGAUGUUAAGCUUUACAGUAAAUGUUUUGUCCACGUCAAGAAGCUUCAACCGGAAAAAAAUCAAACAGUUUACUGUAUGGUUCACAGAUUGAAUGGUUGUAUUUGUCUUGGAUCCACCACCAACGAUUGAUCAUUUUUUUAGCAACACCCGAAAUUUGUUCAUUUUAAGGAGAUAUUUGGCACUAUGAUCCCACCUAGAGAUAGUUUUUUUGUUUGUUUUUUUGCCAUUUUUCCAUUAAAAAUUUCGUGAUUCUCCAUUAGAAUGUUAUAAUGAAGGCAAAGGUUUAGUUUUCCCCUUAAAAAUCCGACGUCACAUUUAAGAGCUCGCAUGUCAUGUCAGUACCUACAUAAAUUUUUACGUGUUUUAUAUGCCGUUUGAGCUGGUUGUAAACAGCCUAAAAUAGUAGACGUCUUCAUUAACUUCCCGUUUUGAUAAUCAAGUUACUUUCGCGCGGGUAUUUAAAAUGUUAAGCCGUUCAGUAAUACAAAUUUUGCAAGUGCAAUUUUAAA